AUGGCUACGAAGUCCGCUGAAGGAGAAACCACCGAGCGAGAGACAACGGAAUUCAUUGAUUUAUCCACCGAGAUCUUGGCGCCGGCAGAUUCUACUGCAAACGAGGACGAGGAGGAGGAAGAAGAAGAAGAAGAAGUAGAUAGCUGCGAAAGCGAUCAAGAAUGGGAUGUGGAUAGCUUCAAAGAUGAAGACUUCCAUUCGUCGGAUUUAAGCGAUGAUGAGGAUUUGCGUCGAUACGUGCGCCAAUGUUACAAAAGCGAGGGUUUCGAUGUGCCUCUAGAGUACCUACCGAGAAGGUCGACCCGUAUUUACAGCGGAUUUAAUCCGGUUGAUCUUGGUGAUUUUUUCAAAGCACCCUACAGUACAGGGCGUGAGUACAUGGAGACUGUGUUGAAAGUGAAGAAGAAUUUGGUGCUGGACCAUAUCGUGAGGGCCGUUGUGAAGAUGGGCGUUGGGGUCAAAUCUUACAUAACAUUUAUGGCUAGAGAAUCCCCCGAUGGAGAGCUCGUGGAAUACCAAGGCAAAGCUGAAUGGAAAGUGUGGCAGAGAAACAUCCAUCCCCUCCUCUGUAGACCAGCCUCUGAGCAGAAGAUUAAUUGUGCAAAUCUAUAG
This is a messenger RNA of Microthlaspi erraticum, 612 nucleotides long. The record is from the annotation of a GenBank genome assembly. NCBI's taxonomy places the organism in Eukaryota, Viridiplantae, Streptophyta, Magnoliopsida, Brassicales, Brassicaceae.